GGUAAAAGUUCAAAAAUACCCACCAAGAUCUUGUGGAUUUAUUUUCUAAUAAAUAAAAUUCUUUAAAAAUAUAGCUUUGUCUAUAGAAUAUUAGCAUAGGUUUAAUCGCAGCUAAGUCCACGUAAGGAUUUCCCCUGCGAAUUCCCCUGGCAUUCUUGUCGACAAAUCGCUUCAUUAAGCAAGGACUGUGCUUUUUUACUAAAUCCAAUGCAAGUUUAUCGGAUGUGCAUGUGCUGAGUGUUAUGUGGAAGCUGUAAACUGGAGUAGUAAGAAUAUGUGAUAACCGCUCAUUGCUUGCCAUUGUUUAACUUCUCCUCUUGGUGUUAAGUGCAUAAACAUGACUUCCAUGCAGAUAUUAUUAACCAUCUUCUCUGCUAUCUGUUGUAUUAGUGGAGCUUCAGCUAGCAAUUCAACUAUAAAAUAUUACGUUUCUACUGAUCUGCAAAAUUGGUUCCAAGCGCUAAUAAAUUGCAAGAGUGCCGGCAUGGAACUUGCGGCUAUCCCAACCAGAAAGCAUCAAAAUGAUUUAUCUGAUUAUCUCAAUACAUUCGGAUACAAAGAAGGUUACUGGCUAUCCGGAAUGAACUUAGGGAACGGGAACUACUACUGGGCAUCAACCGGAUCACCUGUUAUUUAUACUAACUGGUUGCCUAAUCAGCCAGAUAAUGCUAGACUCAAUGAGAACCAUAUGCGAGGUGAAAACUGCAUUCAAUGGGGCAUAUACAAUAACUCUAAAACGUCCGCAUGGAACGAUUUGUAUUGCGGGCUAACACUGAAAUAUAUUUGCCAACAAGUGGAGACUUGUAAUUAGAUUCAAUACUGGUUUUUUGCUCCAAACUGAUUUUACGUUUCGUUGUAAUUUGCGUUUCUGAUACUGAAAUAAAUGUCCCCUUGUAUUAUAA
Molecule: messenger RNA, 902 nt
Organism: Dendroctonus ponderosae (mountain pine beetle)
Lineage: Eukaryota; Metazoa; Arthropoda; Insecta; Coleoptera; Curculionidae
Product: C-type lectin 37Da
Exons: 4
Coding region: 338-811 (157 amino acids)
Biological process (GO): biological process involved in interspecies interaction between organisms
Cellular component (GO): external side of plasma membrane
Molecular function (GO): carbohydrate binding
Source: RefSeq, a predicted model, not a curated record